Melitaea cinxia (Glanville fritillary) is the source of this 7659-nucleotide messenger RNA. RefSeq names its product fatty acid synthase (gene FASN3). Gene Ontology annotation, molecular function: fatty acid synthase activity; oxidoreductase activity; phosphopantetheine binding. The transcript is spliced from 40 exons. Bases 1 to 7254 code for a protein of 2417 amino acids. Lineage: Eukaryota; Metazoa; Arthropoda; Insecta; Lepidoptera; Nymphalidae. Gene Ontology annotation, biological process: fatty acid biosynthetic process. The record is from RefSeq and is a predicted model, not a curated record.
AUGGCACCAGCAAUUGUGUCAGAAGAUAGGCUAACGUCGGGUCACCGGCUAUCGCAUCCUGCGCCUGGAGACGAGGUUCAAAUCACUGGCAUUUCCGGCUACUUCCCUGAUUCGGACUCUGUUAUACAUUUACAAGAAAAUCUGUUUAAUAAGGUGGAUCUAAUAUCAGGAGACAGUCGUCGUUGGAAGUUGGCUCAUCCUGAGAUCCCGCAGCGUACUGGAAAGAUCAACAAUGUCAACAGAUUUGACGCUUCGUUCUUCGGUGUGCACUUCAAGCAGGCACACACCAUGGACCCCAUGUGCAGGAUCCUUUUGGAAAAAGCAUAUGAAGCUGUUAUUGAUGCGGGUUUAAAUCCGAAGGAAUUACGUGGAACCAAAACCGGUGUGUUCGUCGGAGCUUGCUUCUCGGAAUCAGAGAAAACAUGGUUCUACGAAAAAAUGCAGGUCAACGGUUUUGGUGUAACGGGUUGCUCCCGAGCUAUGUUAGCUAACCGUAUCUCUUACUGGCUUGGAGUUACCGGUCCUUCUUAUACGGUGGAUUCAGCUUGCUCCAGCUCUUUGUACGCCUUGGAGCACGCGUUCAGGGCAAUACGUGAUGGUCAUUGCGAUAUGGCUAUUGUGGGGGGAUCUAACUUGUGUCUCCAUCCCUACGUAUCUUUACAGUUCUCUAGGUUGGGUGUGUUAUCAGCUGAUGGAAGAUGCAAGAGUUUCGAUAACAGUGCGAAUGGAUACGCUCGUUCUGAGGCUAUUGUAGUUUGCCUCCUGCAAAAGGCUAAGGAUUCUAGGAGGGUUUACGCUCAAGUACUCCACGCCAAAACCAAUUGUGACGGGUAUAAGGAACAAGGUAUCACAUACCCAGCUGGUAACAUUCAGAAGAUGUUACUUAGCGAAUUUUACGAGGAGUGUUCCAUUCCACCCAGCUCUCUCGAGUUUGUUGAAGCUCACGGUACAGGUACAAAAGUAGGUGAUCCAGAAGAACUUAAAGCUAUUGAUGAAAUCUUCUGCACCGGGAGAUCAGAGCCUCUGUUGAUAGGAUCAAUUAAAUCUAAUUUAGGACACAGCGAACCGGCCUCGGGUCUCUGUUCUAUUGCGAAGAUGUGUAUUGCGUAUACAACUGGUUACAUUCCUCCUAAUCUACACUACAAAGUACCAAGAGAAGGUGUUGCAGCCCUUGCGGAGGGUAGGCUUAGCGUUGUGACUGAAAAGCACCCUUGGAACAGGGGAAUGUCCGGUAUUAACAGCUUUGGUUUUGGUGGUGCCAACGCCCACACCCUACUGAAAAAUGUGGCAAAACCUAAGGUUAAUAAUGGUAUACCAUCAGAUGACUUACCUCGACUAGCUUGUGUAUCAGGUCGAACUGAAUCAGCGGUUACUAAGAUUUUAAAUGACCUAGAGUCUAGGACUGUUGAUGCUGAACUCAUCAGACUCUUGCAUGCAAUUCACGACGAUGACAUUACAGGCCAUGUUGUUAGGGGAUACACAUUACUUGGAUCUACACCAACCAAGAGCGUGCGACUAUCUCGCAGCAUGCAAUAUUUCUCUGGCGUUCGUCGCCCUGUAUGGUUCGUGUAUUCUGGUAUGGGUUCUCAAUGGGCUGGAAUGGCUACACAGCUUAUGAGGAUCCCCAUAUUUGCUGCUGCUAUUCAAAAAUGCCACAAGGUCUUGGAACCUAAGGGUAUUAAUUUGACCAAGAUCAUAACAGAGCCAGACCCCAAGAUAUAUGAUAAUAUCCUUAACUCCUUCAUUGGUAUCGCCGCUGUUCAGAUCGGUCUCACGGAUGUCUUAAAGGCUGUUGGUAUUGAGCCUGACUUCAUUAUUGGUCACAGUGUAGGUGAGUUAGGCUGCGCAUACGCAGAUGGCUGCUUUACAGCUGAACAGAUGAUCUUGUCUGCAUACAGUCGAGGUUUGGCAUCCAUUGAAACACCAUUCAUCAAGGGAUCUAUGGCAGCCGUUGGUCUUGGAUAUAGUGAGAUCAAGACCCUAAUUCCCCCUGAAAUCGAAGUUGCGUGUCACAAUGGGCCUGACUCGAGUACGAUCUCUGGACCAGCGGACAAGAUGAAAAUGUUUGUUGCCAAACUAGUAGCGCAAGGAAUCUUUGCAAAGGAAGUGCCUUGCUCCAACAUUGCUUACCACUCGCGGUAUAUUGCCGAGGCUGGUCCGAAACUAUUAAAAUAUCUAAAGCAAGUGAUUCCAACGCCAAAGGCGCGUUCCGAGCGCUGGCUCUCCACUUCCGUCCCACAAGCCUUAUGGAAAGAUGCAAAGGCUGAGUUCUCCUCAGCUGAAUAUCACACCAAUAAUCUUUUGAGUCCUGUCCUCUUCGAAGAGACGGCUCGUCUGAUUCCUGCAAAUGCGAUUACUAUUGAAAUAGCACCUCAUGGUCUCUUACAAGCGAUUUUACGUCGUUCGCUCAAGAAGGAUGUCAUCAACAUUCCUCUAACUGAAAGGAAACACCAAGAUAACGUCCAGGUCCUCUUCACGGCUCUUGGCAGGUUGUAUGAAGCCGGAUUAAACCCACACCUCGCCAACGUCUACCCAACCGUUCAGUUCCCUGUAUCGCAAGGAACACCCAUGUUAUCACACCUUGUUGAAUGGGAACACAGCGAAGAUUGGUAUGUAACAUCAUACAGAGCUCAAGAAAAGAUGAAGUCGGGUGAGAGGUCAGUGAAAAUGUCCAUUGCUGAUGAAGACAGUGAAUUUUUGGUUGGUCACGUUGUCGAUGGUCGUAACCUGUACCCUGCCACUGGCUACCUAGUUAUGGUAUGGGAGACUUUGGGUAUGAUGAUGGGAGAGCUGUACACUGAAGUUUCUGUGGUAUUUGAGGACGUUCGUUUCCAGAGAGCCACUAAUAUUCCCAAAGAUGGAAACUUGGAAUUCAUCAUAAUGAUCCAGAAAGGCAGUGGGCAGUUUGAAAUCGUUGAAAGUGGAACAUCUAUUGUUACUGGGCGUAUCACCGCGAAGAAGAACAUUGGUCAAGACUAUCGAGUACUUAAAGCAGAGCCAGAAGCUACUGGACCCAACAUUAAACACAUGCUUACAAAGGACUUCUAUAAGGAGCUACGUCUUAGAGGCUACCAGUAUAGUGGCCUCUUCCGAGGCAUAAUAGGAUGUAAUAUCGAAGGCACCCGCGGCCGCUUGGCCUGGGUCAACAACUGGGUCACCUUCAUGGACUGCAUGCUACAGAUGAAGAUCAUCGGCCAGGACACCCGUGGACUGUUCGUACCUACCAGGAUUGAGAAGCUCAGCAUCGACGCAAACAUGCACUACGACGCUAUUUCCAAAAUGAACCCGGAUUCAACGAAGCAGUCCUUCGAGAUUAGAGUUUAUCCUCAUGUUGAUGUGAUCAGAGCCGGUGGUGUAGAGAUUCGAGGACUGCAUGCGACUCCGAUAUCAAAGAGGAUUCCACUUGGUGUUCCAGUGUUGGAAAAGAACGUAUUUAUACCACACUUCGGAAAGUCUGAGAUGAAGAUUGAGGAUAUUUUGAGAAGCAACAUACAACUGGUUCUUGAAAACGUACAAACUUACAAAGUUAAAAGUAUAGAAGUUGUUGACGAAGAAUACAAAAAUAAUGGAAUCGAGCCCAUAAUAGAAGCAGUAGCAGACGUGCUAGGUGAUCUACCGCUGGUGCAAGCUGAGCUAUCAGUUUUUUCAGAGAAUUCUAUUGAAUUGCCUUCAAAUAUAACUGUUGAAAGCAAAAAAUUGACAACUGAUGCCAACGCUCUCCUGAUCAUUGGGGCAAAUCUGCUACAGAGGCCUGAAGUACUUAAAUUAUCUAUAUCGGCGCUUCGUAACAAAGGAUUCAUUAUAAGUCGUGAAAAGGAACGAAUCAAUCCAAAAGAUUUCUCUAACAAAUAUGAUAUAAUCAGUAUUCAAAACACUGGUACUGAGUACAUUGUACUCUUCCGUAGUAGAGUUGGUUCUAAGCCAGCUAAGUUUGUCGAAGUCGUCACAGCUGAUGAUACAUACGCUUGGAUAGACAAAGUCAAAGAAGAACUUAAAGUUGGACAAAAGUUGGUUAUUUACAGUCAAAAUGAACCUCUAAAUGGAUUAUUAGGUUUGAUAAACUGCCUCAGACGGGAACCUGGUGGUGAAAUUGUUCACGGUCUGUUAAUAGCAGAUCCUUCUGCACCACCAUUCAAUCCUGAUUUGGAAUUUUAUGAAGAGCAAUUAGACAUGGAUCUUGCUCUCAAUGUUUACCAGGAAGGUCAAUGGGGCACGUACCGUCACUUAUUGUUGGGUGACCUUGAGAAAAUAAAAGCACACCACGCCUUCGUAAACACCGUGACUAUUGGAGACUUGUCAUCACUACGUUGGUUAGAAGGACCUAUAAGAGAAAACACAGUUUUUAAGAACAAACUCAGUGUUCUAAUUCAUGUGUACUGUUCAGCGUUGAACUUCCGUGAUGUUAUGACAGCGAUGGGAAGAGUUACGGUAGAUGCGGUAGCACGAGGUCGGCUCGCGCAAGAGUGCGUGCAGGGCUUUGAGCUUGUUGGCAGCACUAACAACGGUACCCGAGUAAUGGCUAUGAUUAGGAAUGGUGCUAUGGCAAAUAUAGUUGAAGGUGAUCGCGCUCUCAUGUGGAGCAUUCCUGAUGAAUGGACUUUCGAGGAAGCCGCUACCGUACCUGUGGCUUAUGGAACUGUUUAUUAUGCUUUGGUGAUGGUAGGUCAUAUGGAAAAAGGAGAAUCUGUCUUAAUCCACGCUGGUUCCGGUGGUGUCGGUCAAGCCGCUAUUAACGUCGCGCUCCACUAUGGUUGCGAAGUCUUCACCACAGUUGGUACUCCGGAGAAACGGGCCUUCAUCAAGAAGUUGUUCCCUCAGCUUAAAGACAGCCACAUUGGUAAUUCUCGUGACACAUCUUUCGAAGACAUGGUCAAGAGAGAAACGAAAGGAAAAGGCGUGGAUUUGGUACUCAACUCUCUUUCAGACGAUAAAUUACAGGCCUCAAUACGCUGUCUCGGAUACCGCGGCCGUUUCCUCGAGAUUGGCAAGUUUGACAUCACCAACAACACGCCUAUUGGCAUGAACUUCUUCUUGAAAGAAACCUCCUUCCACGGAAUCAUGUUGGAUUAUGUCUUCGAUCAGCCUUUCGAAUUCAGACAGAAUCUUCACGAUUUGCUGUUAUCUGGUAUCGAAAAUGGCGCCGUCCGUCCCCUUACAUACUGCACUUUCGGAAAGGAUCAAAUAGAGACUGCAUUCAGAUACAUGGCCGCUGGAAAACAUAUUGGAAAAGUGAUAAUAAAAAUUCGCGAUGAAGAACGAAAUGUCCGUCGUGCACCAGAAAAACUGUACUUAGAUGCUCUUCCUAGAUACAUGUGUGACGAAAAUCUCUCGUAUGUCGUGGUUGGAGGUCUUGGAGGCUUUGGGUUGGAACUUGCUGAUUGGCUCAUUAUGAGAGGAGCCAGGAAAGUGCUUCUUACUUCUAGGAGAGGAAUCAGUAACGGGUAUCAAUCAUCGCGGUUGAGAGCAUGGGCGGGCUACGGAGCCGAUGUUCAAAUUUCAACUCACGAUAUCACAACAGAGAAGGGUUGUGAAGAAAUGUUAAAGAUGGCGAACGCUAUGGGAACCGUCGAGGCUAUAUUCAACUUGGCUGUGAUAUUAAAGGAUAGCAUCUUCCAGAACCAAACCCCAGAAACGUUUAAAAUAUCGUACGCGCCAAAGGCAAUGGCAACAAUGAAUCUGGAUAAAUUGUCAAGAAAAUUGUGCCCACAAUUGAAGGACUUCGUAAUAUUUUCGUCUGUGUCUUGCGGUCGUGGUAAUGCUGGUCAGACUAACUACGGUUUCUCCAACUCCGUGAUGGAGAGGAUUUGCGAGUUGAGGAAGAAGGCCGGUCUGCCCGCGCUCGCUGUACAGUGGGGUGCUGUUGGAGACGUGGGUCUUGUGGCCGAUAUGCAAGAUGAAGAUGUCCAACUGGAAAUUGGUGGAACUCUUCAACAGAGGAUUUCUUCCUGUCUUUUGUCUCUCGACAAGUUCUUGAAGCAGGAUGCAGUGAUAGUUUCUUCAAUUGUAGUAGCAGAAAAGAAGGCUGGAGGCUCUGGAUGUGGCAACAUUGUAGAUGCUGUUGCACAAAUCAUGGGUAUUAAGGAUCUAAAGACAGUAUCCCAACAAGUGACUCUCGCGGAACUCGGUAUGGACAGUAUGAUGGCUGUCGAGAUCAAACAGACCCUUGAAAGAGAAUUUGAGGUAUUCUUGACAGCACAAGAUAUCAGAACGUUGACAUUUGCAAGAUUGGUUGAAAUAGCAGCUCAAAAAGAAGCAGAAGCAUCAACUUCGAUAGCGGCUCGCGUAGUCGUGCCAGAAGAUGCAGCUGGUGUACGUGUCCUUAUUAGAAAUUUCGGUGACGAGAAAUCGGCUACUGAACCCUUCAUGUAUGUGCCGACUAUGAUCAGCGAUGGAUCAGAAACUGACGUAUCGGUCCAUGAAAAUGAAAUCCUUAUGUUCGUGCUGCCCGGUCUCGAAGGAUGUGCUUCGGGAAUGGCGUCCUUGUGUCGUAGGCUAAAAAUUAAGAUUUGUGUGCUGCAGUACGGUUUUGAAGAAAAGUCUGAUACCUUAGAUGAUCUGGUCAAUAGGUUACAUAAGACUAUCAAAUCGAGGUUGAGUCCAGGUAGUCCAUACGUACUUCUUGGCUAUAGUUUUGGUACAUUACCCAUGUUGAAAUUGGCAGAAAUUUUGGAAAGUGAAGGUCACGAGGGCUCUCUGUUUGCUAUUGAUGGCAGUCCUGACUUCCUUUAUGGAAUGGUUAGCUUAACUAUGUCUUUUAAAAAUGACAGUGAUCUACAGAACAGUUUGAUCUCUCACGUGAUCGAUAUUGUAGCUCCGAAUAAUGACGUCACUGCUACUCUCGUAGAAGAGCUUAAAGAAAUUGAUUCAUACGAUGACAAAAUUCAAUACGCUAUCAAAGUAUGUCCUGCUCAGCAACUAUACUCAAAUAAAUUCAUAGAAUCAAUAGCGAAAGCUGCAUUUGACCGUCUAAAAAUUAUCACAAAUAUCAAUGGAUUGAACAAAGUCAAAGCGCCAAUAGAACUACUGCGUCCAAAAGAAACUCCACCAUUUUUGGUAAUUGAAGAUAACUAUGGUCUCGACAAAUUCACGGAAAGCCCCGUGAUCGUUCAUUUUGUAGAAGGAAACCACGUCAGCAUAAUUGAGAAUAAGGAUUGCGCUAAUAUUAUCAAUAGGUCUAUUCAGUCACAAAUUGGAAUAAAGAUUGGUCAGAAAUUUAUUGCAGGAAUUGAAAAACAGAAGACGGUAGAAGUUUAAUUAAAAAAAAUUGAAAUAAUAUGCGUAUGUUACUUCAGUUUACUGUAUAAGAAAAUUGUCUCAUUUAUGGGAUUUUUGGUAGAAUAAGUUUCUAAGUAUUUAUUGUUAUAGUUUCAUAAUUGUUCUAUCUUAGCGGUUAAUUUUUAUCGUAAAUUAAUUUUAAACUUAAGGUAAAAUACCAGUACCGAAUAAAAUAUUCAUUAGUUAUAUUCAUUUCUUUAUAUGCGUCUGCAUUUUGGUGUACAUUAAUAAUAAAUAAAUAAAUAAAAUAUUAUUUUUUAAUAAAUUUAAAUAUAAAUUGAUUUCUAAUAAUUUAUUCGAAGGUUUUGUAAUAGUUUAAUUUGUUUGAUUCUUAUUUUUUGGGUACUUAUGAAAUGGUUUUACAAAAUAAACUUAUUUUUAUAA